This is a messenger RNA of Scomber scombrus (Atlantic mackerel), 2945 nucleotides long. Its product is annotated as NACHT, LRR and PYD domains-containing protein 12-like. Gene Ontology annotation, molecular function: protein binding. Gene Ontology annotation, biological process: regulation of apoptotic process. The record is from RefSeq and is a predicted model, not a curated record. The transcript has 9 exons. The coding region runs from base 1 to 2889 and encodes 962 amino acids. Lineage: Eukaryota; Metazoa; Chordata; Actinopteri; Scombriformes; Scombridae.
AUGUCGAAACAUAAAGAGGAGCUCUUGAACAUUCUUGAAAACUUAAAAGAAGAUGACUUCAAGAAGUUCAAAUGGUUCCUGGAGCUGGAUGACGUCUUGGAGGGCUUUAAAGGCAUCCCAGUGGCUCAGCUGGAGAAAGCAGCAAGGCAGGACACAGUGGAUCUGAUGGUACAGAAACAUCAGGAUCAUGGAGCUCUGCAGCUAACCAAGAAGGUUUUAGAAAGGAUCAGAAGGAAUGAUCUGGUGCAGCGUUUACAAAACUUCCAACUAAGACCAAAAGUAGAUAGUCGUCAGCAGGAGGAUUUACAUACACAUAAGGACACUAUGAUAAGUACAUCUCAGCAAGUGAAUGAAGGACCUGAAGAAUCAGGGAGUGAGACUGAACUCAAUGAUAGCUACACUGAGGUCCACAUCACAGAGGGAAAGAUUGAAGAGGAUAAUGCUCAACAUGAAGUGAGGCAGCUUGACAUAGCUUCCAAGACAAAGGUCCUCCAUGACACUCCAAUCAAGUGCUACGACAUCUUUAAAGCCUUACCCAACCAACAGAAACGCAUCAGAACUGUUCUGACAAGCGGCGUCGCUGAGCUGAACUUGGUCAAAGAUGAGCCGCACAGUCUGCUCACGCUGAUCCGUGCUUUCUAUCCAACAUUAGAGAACAUCACAGCAGAGAUGCUUAAAUCUAAAGACUUUAAAGUUGUGUUCAUCUUUGACGGCCUGGAUGAAAGCAGACUGUCACUGGAUUUCAAAAACAGGAAGGAGGUCAUGUCUGAUGUCACAAAGGAGUCAUCAGUCAGCGUGCUGUUGAGAAAUCUCAUCGAGGGGAAUAUGCUUCCACGUGCUCUUGUCUGGAUCACUUCCAGACCUGCAGCAACCAAUCAGAUCCCUCGUAAAUGUUUUGACAGGAUAACAGAAGUACAAGGCUUCACUGACGUCCAGAAGGAGGAGUACUUCAAGAAGAGAUUCAGUGAAGAGCUGUCCAGCAAAAUCAUCUCACACAUCAAGACAUCCAGGAGCCUCCACACCAUGUGUACCAUCCCAGUCUUCUGCUGGAUCAUUGCUAGAGUUGUGAAGCUAAUGUUGACUCCAGACCAGAGAGGAGAGCUGCCCAAGACCCUGACUGACCUGUACUCACACUUCCUGGUGGUUCAGACAAAGAGGAAGAAGAACAAAUUUGAUGAGGGAACUGAGACGAGUCCACAUGAACUGACAGAGGCUGACAGUGAAUUUCUUCUGAAGCUGGGGAGACUGGCGUUUGAACAUCUGGAGAAAGGAAACAUCACGUUCUACCAAAAAGACCUGGAGCAGUGUGGCCUUGAUGUCAAAGAGGCCUCAGUGUUGUCAGGACUUCUUACAGAGAUCUUCAAAGCAGAGAGUGUGAUCUUCAAGAAAAAAGUUUACAGCUUUGUUCAUCUGAGUGUUCAGGAGUUUCUGGCUGCAGCCUACAUCUACCACUGUUGCACCAACAGGAAGACAGAGGUACUGAAAAAAUUCUUGGGAGAAGACUACAGUUUCUCAUAUCUAGAUGACUUCCUGAAGAGAGCCAUGGAGAAAUCUCUCCAAAGUAAAAAUGGCCACCUGGACCUGUUUGUUCGCUUCCUUCAUGGCCUCUCUCUGGAGUCCAACCAGAGUCUCUUAGGAGGCCUGUUGGGGUGGACAGAAAACAGUCCAGAAACCAUCCAGAGAGUCAUCAACAACCUGAAGGAGAUGAACAGUGAGGAUAUCUCUCCUGAUAGAAGCAUCAACAUCUUCCACUGUCUGAUGGAGAUGAAGGACGGCUCAGUACAUCAGGAGAUCCAAGCGUUCCUGAAGUCAGAGAACAGAUCAGAGAAGAGACUCUCUGAGAUCCACUGCUCAGCUCUGGCCUACAUGCUGCAGAUGUCAGAGAAGGUUCUGGAUAAGUUGGACCUGAAGAACUACAACACAUCAAUGGAGGGACAACAGAGACUGAUCCCAGCUGUGAGGAACUGCAGAAAGGCUCGACUUUCUGACUGUAGACUCUCAGAGACUCACUGUGAAGUUUUGGCCUCAGCUCUGAAGUCCAACCCUCAUCUGACAGAUCUGGACCUGAGUCUCAACAGACUGUCUGAUUCAGCAGUGAAGCGUCUGUCUGCUGGACUGGAGAGUCCAAACUGUAGACUUAAGACUCUGAGAUUGUGGGACUGCAGUUUUUCAGAGAUCAGCUGUGCUUCUCUGGUCUCAGCUCUGAAGUCCAACCCCUCCCAUCUGACAGAGCUGGAUCUGGGUAACAACGAGCUUCUGGACUUAGGACUGAAGCUGCUGUGUGAUUUUUUGAAAAGUCCAGACUGUAGACUGAAGAUUCUGAGAUUGAGGAGCUGCGGUAUGGCAGAGAUCAGCUGUGCUUAUCUGGUCUCAGCUCUGAAGUCCAACUCCUCCCAUCUGACAGAGCUGGAUCUGAGUGGAAACGACCUUCUGGACUCAGGACUGAAGCUGCUGUGUGAUUUUCUGAAGAGUCCAGACUGCAGACUGAAGACUCUGAGGUUGUACGGCUGCAGGUUGUCAGAGAUCAGCUGUGCUUCUCUGGUCUUAGCUCUGAAGUCCAACUCCUCCCAUCUGACAGAGCUGGAUCUUGGCUUUAACAAGCUCCAAGACUCAGGACUGAAGCUGCUGUGUGAUUUUCUGAAGAGUCCAGACUGUAGACUGGAGACUUUGAGAUUGGUCUGGUGCAGUUUGUCAGAGAUCAGCUGUGCUUCUCUGGCCUCAGCUCUGAAGUCCAACCCCUCCCAUCUGACAGAGCUGGAUCUGAGAUUGAACAAACUGAAUGAUUCAGAUGUGGAGCUGCUGUGUGAUCUCAAGGAGCGUCCAGACUACAGACUGGAGACUCUGAGGUGUGUGAGUUUGGAGCUCAGUGUGUUCACUCCAACACGUUAAUAUGAGAGCUGAAAGGAAGCAAGCUACGCUUCACAGCUGUUCCACUUCUGGUCUGA